Molecule: messenger RNA, 210 nt
Organism: Adineta steineri
Lineage: Eukaryota; Metazoa; Rotifera; Eurotatoria; Adinetida; Adinetidae
Source: the annotation of a GenBank genome assembly
AUGCUCAAGCAACAUGCAUUAGUUAAACAUAGUGAUUAUCGUGAAGAACAUUAUUCGCAAUUAUUAAUAUUAAGUGAAAAUCUAAAUGAAUUCUCUCAAGAUUAUUCAGAUAGAUUAGCUACAUUUGGUGAAACAUCACUAAAUUAUAGUGGAAUUAGAAUGGAAAAUUCAUAUUAUCAAGUACUUAAUUAUAAAUUACAAGUUAAAUAA